AGUUGCCUCGGCCCACUUUAAACGGGCGCAGCUUUGUCAAUGAGCGUCUAUCUUCUGAGAGGAUUAAUGCAGUCCAAAGGUGGAGGAAAAAUAUUGAAGGUUUGUGGCGGACGGGAGAGUAAUCCUUUGAGCUCCUGGGGAGACAGAGAGAGAGGGAUGAACAUGUCGAACUCUUUGCUCUCGGAUUUGGCGCAUUUUGUGAGGAACCGAUGGGCUGAAGGACAUUUCCCAAUAAACGGACAUUUGGUCAAGACUAUUUAAUGGCAAUAUCUGAGACAGAGCUGCCCAGCCUCAGGGAACAGAAAUGGUGCACAAACUUCUGCUGCCCAUCGCUUUAGCAGCAAGCCUCAUCUCACCUGAGCUGCCAGGUGCCUCAGCCACCAAAACAAAAGCUCAAGUGAAGAAUAACUCAGGUGUGACACCAGCUGGGCAGUGUGGGACCUGGGUGAAGGAGCCUGAUGGAGGAUUUUUCACCUCACCCAACUACCCUGAGAAAUACCCGCCAGAGAGGGAAUGUGUCUACAUUAUAGAAGCCUCCCCUCGACAGUGCAUCGACUUGUUCUUCGAUGAAAAGUAUUCCAUCGAGCCUUCCUGGGAGUGCAAGUUUGACCACAUUGAGGUCCGCGAUGGGCCCUUUGGUUUCUCGCCCAUCAUUGGUCGCUUCUGUGGGCAGGAAAGCCCAGCAUAUGUCCGCUCCAGUGGGAGGUACCUGUACAUCAAGUUUGUUGCUGAUGGUGAACUGGAGGCCAUUGGUUUCUCUGCCCGGUAUAACUUCACACAAGAUCCAGAGUUCCAAGGGCUUGGGGAACUGCCAGCUCUGCCAUUUUGUGAGUUUGAGCUGAGCGGUCCAGAAGGCUUUGUGGAGUCCACCCAGAUAAGUGGAGAGGGCCGGGCGCUGCUGACUGAGGCUGUAGACUGCAGGUGGUACAUCAAGGCUCCACCAAGAAGUAGGAUCUACAUGCGUUUUCUGGAGUACGAGAUGCACAACUCAAAUGAGUGCAAGCGCAACUUUGUUGCUAUCUAUGACGGCAGCAGUUCGGUUGAGCACCUGAAGAAUAAAUUCUGCUCCACGGUGGCCAACGAUGUCAUGCUGGUGUCCUCCGUGGGUGUUGUGAGACUGUGGGCAGACGAGGGAAGCAGAAAGAGCAAAUUUAGGAUCCUCUUCACAACCUUCCAUGAACCUCCAUGUGAAGGAGAAACUUUCUUUUGCCAUAGCAACAUGUGCAUCAACCAUACCCUGGUCUGCAACGGUAUCCAGAACUGUGUUUACCCAUGGGAUGAGAAUCACUGCAAAGAGAAGAGGAAAGCCAGUAUCCUGGACACACUGGAUAACACAAACCUCACUAUCAUUGGAGUGACCUGCGGCCUGGUUGUCAUCCUGCUCAUCAUCUCUGUCAUCAUCCAGAUCAAACAGCCACGCAAGAAAUACAUCAUCCGCAGAGAUGACUUUGACCCUGCCCUCCUCCACCCUGGUUUUGAGCCUCCUCACUAUGAGCUCUGCACUCUCCGCCGCGCCCCCUCAGGUGACCUGACUGAUGCCGCCCUGGCUGAGGACUUUGAGAAGUUCCACAAGCUCCAGCGUUCCUCCUCCAAAUGCAUUCGCGACCACCACUGUGGCUCUUACCAGGGGAGCGUGCAUGGCAGUGUCCACGGUAGCCGCAGCAAUCUGAGCAUGAGGGACGCUACCAUCGCGGCUGAUGGAGGGGCUCUUGUGCCGCCCCUGCCGCCGGUCAUGGUGAGCCAGCAGUCACCGCGCCUUUCCCACCACACCACACCAGCAGGUCGAAGGAGCAUCCUGGUGAUGAAGCAUAGCUACUCUCAGGACGGGGCAGAGGGGUACAGGGCGGAGGAGGAGGAUGAUUUGAUGAGAGAUGAUGGUCCCACCACCAGCCAGCACCACAUGCACCACCAUCAGAUCCACCAUGGCACGCCAGGGCUGGACCAUGCUGUCCACCGUACACUGUCUAAUGACUUCUGAUAUAUGGCGACAUGGAAAUAAAGAAAAGAGACCAACACUUAAGUUAUUUAUAUGAUCAGGUUAAUAAAUCCUUGACAAUUAAACUCCUUUUUAGAUAAGAUUUCAGUUUCACUAAUAGGAAUUAAAGGUCCAGUGUGCAGGAUUUAGGGGGAUAUAUAUUUACAGAAGUAUGUUUUCUUUAGUGUAUAAACAGCUGAACACCUUAGAAUUAGCCUGUUACAUCUAGGAGCAGGUCCUCAUCCACGAAUACCACCAUGUUGCACCGCCAUGUUCCGACAGUAUCUGAGAAUGAACAAACCAAACACUGGCUCCUCUGCGAUGAGAUUUUUUUUUUUUUUGACAUGAAAGUCAUUUAUUUAUUUAUUUUCAACCAGUUUAAAUCUCCAGGUUUAUUUGUUUAGGAGAGGAAGAGAUCUCUGCAAACAAUUUGGCAUCUCUCAAAAGUCUGAAUCUUAAGUUAUCAGAGAAAAAAGUGAGCACACAUUAGCAGGUGUUAAUACCAGUUUUAAUCACAAGGUCCAUUUGUUUCGGAGAGGAAAAGAACUCUGAGUAAUUUGGCUACCGGUAAAAAGCUCCUGAACAAUAAACACUAAAGGAAUUGGGGAAUGGGAGAAGUUUCAGCUGGUUGCAACCGCCCAUCCUCACCACUAGAUGUCACUAAAUGUCCUUAAAUCUUACACACUGCUUCGUUAAUGCUGACUUUUACAGCUCCUCUCAGCGUUUCUUGGUCUCAUACUCCAAAUUCAAUUGGAUUUUUACAUUGUAUGCAUCACGAAUAGUGUGGACUCGAGCUUGUGAAACACACACUAGUAAUUAUAAUAAAAAUACCUGUCUGCCAAAGAAUUUAUAGGAGCAACUGUUGUACAUCUUGCGUAGUUGAUUGCUGUGGUAGUGCUACUGUGCAUGGGAGUUGCAGGGAAAUAAACUGUCAGGAUUUGAGAGCAAUGGAUCAACAAAGGAUUUAUAUCCACAGAUAGUGAGAUAAUUUAAUUCCCACUUAUUCUAAUGCAUCAGAUUUUAUCCAUUUUUGUUCCUUAUUUGGCUUUUCCAACUCGGGUGUAGAAUGUAUUUAUGACUGCAACCUAUUUGUGAUUAUUUUAUGAAUGAACUAUGUGUUGUAGUGUUUCCUAUAUGUUUGGACAUUAUUGCACCACCAAAGGGUUAAGCUGUUCCUUUUCCUCCAACAUGCAAGAUGUUUUGUGUUAAACACAUGUCCAGAAUCUGACAGGACAAGACAUUAACACAGAUAAUAUCAAGGACAGCAUAUGAAAACAUACAAGUCAAACCAGUGAAUUCAGCACACAAACAUGUUUCAUUCAAGUACUCGCGAACUCCUUUUGGAUAGUCCACCUACAAAUAGUUUACAGGGUAUUUGUAACAUUUCAUGAGCUUCUUAGUUGUGUUUCAACAAUUCAGCUGUUUUGCUUUUUUGUAGUGUUCACCAGAUUAUCUAUAGAGUGUAUAACAAUUCAUGAAAAUGCCUUCUUAUCAUCAGAAUAAUUCAGUUGAACUUGAAUUUUUCAGUAAACCCAUAGGCUGAGUGAAUAUU
Epinephelus fuscoguttatus (brown-marbled grouper) is the source of this 3527-nucleotide messenger RNA. Its product is annotated as neuropilin and tolloid-like protein 1. The record is from RefSeq and is a predicted model, not a curated record. The transcript has 10 exons. NCBI's taxonomy places the organism in Eukaryota, Metazoa, Chordata, Actinopteri, Perciformes, Serranidae. The coding region runs from base 305 to 1978 and encodes 557 amino acids. Gene Ontology annotation, molecular function: protein binding.